AUGGUGAUUCCAGCAUUCCUCCUUGUCCUACUGCCACUAGUACACUCCGUGAAGGUCACGUUCCAAACAACUGUUCCAGCAAACGAAGUGUUCAUCUAUGAAUUCGAACUAAGAUUCUCCCUCACUAAAGACAAACCAGUCAAAAUAGACGGCAAGGCCAUCGAGGCGUCGUGUCCGAAGACAUAUGUUAAAAACUGUUAUUCGAUAAAAGAUACAUACAUGGUGUCAUUUGCUGUACAAAUUAAGACUGCCACCCCAAAAUUGCGGUUUGAGGGUGACAAUAAUGCUACAAAGGAAUUCGAAAUUACUAAAGUGAACUCAUCAGCAAAUGUCGGCGUCCCACUCAAUCCAGCCACGGCUUUUGUGUCAGCGGACUUAGAACUUGACUUCGAGCCAAAUAAAAUGGUUCCUAUACUCGCAAAUGGGAAUAACGAAAGGGCCGUUAUCCAGGCGGAUCCAGGUUGUCCAACGAGUUCCAUUAAGGACUGCUUUAAAACGCCGAAACACAUCUCAAAUGUCAUCGUGAGGGCCAAAGUCGAAUCGAAACCGGCGCUUCUCACGAUAACUGAUGCUAACGGCACUGACCGCAUAACAGCAAAAUUACUACCAGCCAGAUUUUGCUCUGCUAAUACCAACCAAGGCUCUACUGCAACCUGGAUGUCAGGCCCGUCUGUCGCCAUUCUGGCCGUGGUCUUCUCCUUCCAUUAA
Molecule: messenger RNA, 708 nt
Organism: Dibothriocephalus latus
Lineage: Eukaryota; Metazoa; Platyhelminthes; Cestoda; Diphyllobothriidea; Diphyllobothriidae
Source: the annotation of a GenBank genome assembly